Messenger RNA from Schistosoma intercalatum, 4918 nucleotides. The record is from the annotation of a GenBank genome assembly. Lineage: Eukaryota; Metazoa; Platyhelminthes; Trematoda; Strigeidida; Schistosomatidae.
AAACAAUGGAAAUGAAAUUGAUUGAAUCUCUAUAAUUCUUUUCAUCUAUCAAAUUUCAAUGGGCUAAUGUAUGUAUGACAUCAGCCAUAUAUUUGUUAGAGUUUGUUAAUAUCUACUUUAAAGGGUAAAUAUCGACUUAUCUCGAUAAAGUACUCGUUCUACACUUUGAUAAACAGUUUGCAAACCGUACUUAUCGAUUUAUUAUUAUUUGUGAAUGUGUCUGAUAUUGUAGUUCAACAAUAAAUUUUUAAACCUCUUUUAAUACUUUUCCCUAUAGUUUGUGUACUAUUUACAAGGACACUACAUUAUGAAUAACUAUGAUGUAGUAGUUAGUUAGAAAUGCUGUGCAACUCUCUUUUCAACUUAAGUUGCGUCUUUUCAAUUAUAGUGUUUAUCAUAUCUGUCAUAUAAACAAUUUUUCCUUUCAGAUAGCAUGGAUAGUAAAUAUUAAACGUUUUGCAUAGAUAUUUAAUGGAGUAUAGUAUGCGUUAAACUUGUUUUUUCUCUAUACAGUUUCUGAUUGGUUCGCAGCAACACAGUUUCAACAAAAUUGUCGACUUGACUUACAAGUCCCCAUCACUUCACUUUUAGAACGUUUCUGUCUUAAUUUGAGAUACUCAAUAGUGCAUUCAAAAGAAAUUAUGAAGCUCUCCAUUGAUAGUAUAGUAUGAUCUUUACAUUGUCUCAUGAACUGACCGCAAAUGGGAUUGUUGAAUACUAUUUUUUUUAAUACAUUAGUUCAAACAUAUAGUGCUUCCUGUGUGGGACCUGAAGGUCCUAGUCAAACUCCUGCAUGGGUGAUGUACGCUCAUAGUAGAAAUUAAAAAAAAUCAACUGUAUUGCAUGUUUCACAAUUAUUCUUGAUUUCAGUCUUUGAUGAAAUCCAUUCCAUGAAAUUUAAGUUUUUUUAACGAGUAUAUAUUAUGACAUGUAACACUAGUUUGUUUUGUUUUACAUCUUAUGUCAUCAAUCCAUAAUUAUAUUUUUCAAAUAAUCUACAACGUGUAAACAAGUCAGUAUUUGUUUAUAAGUUAUUACAACUGUGUUAGUUUUGAUUUAUGUUAUUUUUGAAUAAUGACAUUUAAUUUUAUCCUUAUUGACGCUAUUUGUAACAGUCAUAAGAUUUGUGUUUAUAUAUACAUAUGCAUAUGCUUUGUCAAGCACGUGUAUAUUAAUAUAGUGAAUUAUCGUAUUUAUUAUUCAUAUUACUCAUAAUCUAGUAUAUAUGGGUUGUGGCUAUUACAGAAAACUAUGAUACGCGUUUCAUUCUAUUUGAGACUGGUCAGCCAGUUGUACCUAUAUCCCUGUGUUGAUGUUAGCUCCUGGACUCCAACUCAGUGUCUCUCGUUUCAAAGAGUUACUGGUUCCAAAAAUUCACUCACGUAUUCAAUGGGUAUGAUGUUUAUAUCAUAAUAGUUUAAGGUAUCCCUUUGUUAAUAUUGGGGAGUGAAUUCCGAUCCAAUCCCAAACAACGGGAUAACUCAAAUUCUUUCUGAUAAUAAUAAUGCGGAAGUUACACCUGUUUAAAACAUUAUUGGGUAUCUAAAUUCGGUAGCUGACUGCUUUAUGGGUUUGGUGUAUAAAUCAAAAGGUACGGAGUGCGAGUCCUAGUGUGAAUAUUAGCAAUAGUGUGCAGGUACAUCCAGCUGACAAGUCCCAAACAGGUCAAAAGACGCAUCUUGAUUUCCAAUGCUAGCCAUGAUCUAUCUAGUCUUAAUGACGUGAGAUAAUGGCGGUAUCGAAAUAUAAACAACGGGAGAGAACAAACCAGCUUCCAUAUGAAGAGAAAAUGAGAAAAAGACGAUGGAAAUGGAUAGGUCAUAUAUUAUGGAAAUCACCAAGCUGUAUCACGAGGCAAGCCCUAGCUUGGAAUCCUGAAGGGAAGCGGAAAAGCGAAAGGUCAAAGAACACAUUACGUCAGGAAAUAGAAGCAGAUGUAAAAAGGAUGAAUAACAACUGGAAAGGAUUUCCCAGGCAGGGUUGGAUGGAGAGUGUGGGUGGGUGGCCUAUGCUCCUCCACGAGGUGUAACAGGCUCAUUAACUCCAUCCUACCGAACGAAAUUGGAACAAUUUCGACGUAUUUUUCGUGAUACUCCUGUUGAUACUGAACGACUACUUGUAGAUUAUUCAUGUGCUUUAUCCAAGAAUAAUAAUGGUCUAUUACUGCAAGGUCGAAUGUACAUUACUGAAACAUGGGUGUGCUUUUACUCAAAAAUUCUAUACGAACAGAAAAUAUUUUUGGCCGUCAAUGAGAUCGUUGCAAUUACCAAAGAGAAAACCGCUCGUGUUAUACCAAAUGCAAUCCAAAUUUUAUAUUCUAAAAAUCAUGAACGAUUUUUCUUCACAUCAUUCGCUUCCAGAGAACGAUCUUAUGCAAUAUUACGCAAAGUUUGGGAAAAUUGUCGUAAUCAUCAGACGAUGAGUAUUGACGAAAUAUUACAACAAAUACGUGAUAUGUAUGGUGAUUAUAGUUUAGCUAUGGUUGAAGAUGAAGAAGAUACAGAUGGUGAUGCUGAAUUAGUGCCGACUACUUUUCCUCAUAUGCCGCGAACUUUAUCCGAUUCAUCUCUGUCUUCACAACUCACUGGUCGAUCGAAGUCGGCUUCACUUGAAGAUGUGUGCCAUUCGGAUCAACCAGUUAAUCUCGAUCGCUCUUCUAAAUGUUCCGUACUAGGAACUACGGAUGAUGAAUUAAAAGUUGUAUCCGAUGCUGAUAUUCCUUUUAAACGUGUUCCAUCCUUUUCAGAUCCGAGUCACUUCAGUACAAUUGGGGAUGAACCACAGUCUCAACAACUAAACACUAUCAAACGUUGUCCUACCCCUGAAGUUAAAUGUCAUUUAACAUCAGGAACUACACCUAAUGAAGUUAUGUCAGAUAGCUUUCAAGUGCCUCAUAAAUCUGUAAAAGAGAAAAAGAAACGUACGCGAAAAAAGCGUCUCGGAUCUCACCAUCAUGAUGAAGUAUCUAGUUCAAAACUAAUGCAACUUAAUUACUUGAAUACUCAGGACCCGUCACUUCCAGAUACAUCUGUAGUAAGCUCUACGGAACCUCCUAUCACAUGUGGUCCAGGUCACGAUCAUCCAGGUAGAGUGUAUACAAACACUGACAUUCCAUUGAAUGUUAACGCCUUAUUUCAAUGUAUUUUCACGGAUUCGGAAUUCUUCUCUCGAUUCAGUGAACAUCGUGGUACAUUUGGAAUGAUUCAAUCUCCAUGGCCAAUAUUUAAGUGGUCUAGUCCCUCAGAAUGUUUAAAUCAGUUAGAAACUUCUAGUAAAAUUGAAAGAACUAUUACCUAUACACUAACGUUAAAACAGAAACUCGGUCCAAGAACAUGCACGGCAGUAGAACAACAGACUCUUCUCUCAAGUGAAUCCAUAUCUGGGAAAAGAUAUAUCAUUGAUGCUAAAGUUACAAAUCAUGCUGUACCACUAAGUAAUUGUUUCUAUGUAGUUAGUCGUUAUUGUUUAUUGUAUGUAAAUCGUACAACUAGCCGACUACACGUUAGUUCACAAGUUAUUUAUGAGAAACCAGUGUUUUUUGGAGCAAAAAGUAUCAUAGAAAAUACUUGUCAUUCUGGUCUUUCGGAUUUCUUUGAUACAAUAACUAUUAAAUUAAAAGAAUUCUCUACAAAUUUAUCCUUAGAAGAACGUCUAACCGGUGGUUGGUUAGCACAACAGAGAGGAUGCUUAAACAAUAUUACUCCUUCGUUAAAUCCAUCAAAUAUUCAAAAUAAUCCACUAUUAAUUCAAAGUGUUAAUGGUAAUCAGAAUAAUCGUAAACUUAAUAAAGCUGAUGCAUUGUUUACAGGGAGUGUAAACAGUAGUAAAGUCCCUGCAUCACGAUAUUCUGAUCAAGCGAAAUCAUCUAUAUUCAACAGCUGUAUAAAUGAUAAUACAAAUGUUAAAAAACAAAAUAAAACUACACUAUUCGGGUCUGGUGAUAUGACUUACUUAUUUAUGCGUCCAGAUCGUGCUUGGUUAUUACUAGUUGUUAUAGGUUUAUUACUUUGCUUAUUCUUAUCAAUGGUAUAUAAUCGGCUAGUAGUUUUAGAAAAACUAGCGGAACAAUUUCCUCCUUUAUCAGCUCAUGAUCGGAAUCAUUUUCAUGAUCUAUUUGGAACAUCACCACAAGAAGAUCGAAGAUCUACACCAAUUUACAAGGAUCAUUUAGCUUCAAAAUCACCUGAAUGGGCAAGAACACGAUUAAAAGUGAUGAAAGAUCUCAUACACCUGUUAUCUAAAACACUUAUACAGAUGCAACAGACAUUAACUCAAGUACAACAGGGUAUAGAACUUCUAGAAUUCCCACCAUCUAACUUGGAGGAUAAUAUCAAAACAAGUAUGAAUGUGAAGACUCCGACAAAUACAGAUACGAAUUGUCCAGAUACUCAAACUAAACAUGUACCUUAAUGAUUAUCAUCACCAGGCAAUUUUGAAUGUAUCUUUUAUUUUUCUUACUUAUAAGCUAACUAACUAGUCAGUACUAUGUUUAUUAAUUGCUGAAUGUAAGAUAAUCAGUCAAUACUUCAGUUGAUUUAUCAUACAAUUACCAGAAAAUAUUGAUGUUUUUUAACUUUUUGGAACUGUGAUAAUUUACGUUGUUUACAUGUUAAUAAUGGUUAACCUACUGUAUUGUUUUGUAUUAUUUCGCUAUUGGUCUUUUCUUCAUUCCAGUGAGCGAAUUCGUUUCUAUGUAAGGGUAUAUUAUAUUCCUUAUCAGAAAAUGGACACACUACUAAUAUUACUUAACAUUUAUUAUUAAAUCCACACUUUGUUCAAUUUGCCCUUCACUUUUCCUAGAUUUAUUAUCAAUUCUCAUUACACUGGGCUCUUUCUUUCUUUCUUUCUUUCUUUCUACACUCAUGAUAAUUAUGUUGAUCUUUUCAUCUCAACAAAAAAUACUAUUUUUAAGUUGAUU